AUGAUCAGUCAAAGGGGAAUCGAGGCCAAUCCCGAGAAAAUAAAAGCCAUAAUCGACAUGGAGACGCCGAAGACGCAGAAGGACAUUCAGAGCCUUACCGGACGUGUCGCUGCCCUGACACGCUUCAUCUCCAAGGCUACCGAUAAAUGCGUGCCGUUCUUCAAAGCUUUGAAAGGGGGCAAACAUCAUAUAACGUGGACUCCCGAAUGCGACCAGGCAUUUCAAAACUUGAAGAACUACAUGAGCCAGGCACCACUGUUAUCGAAACCGCUGCCAGGCGAGGUACUACUCCUGUACCUUUCGGUAUCCAACACUGCCGUCAGCUCAGUGUUGAUAAGGAAGCCAGAGAAGGCGGAGCUACCGAUCUUUUAUGUCAGCAAGGCGCUCCAGAGCGCAGAGCUUCGGUACCCACCCUUGGAGCAACUAGCACUGGCCCUGGUCGUCUCGGCACGAAGACUUCGCCCUUACUUCCAGGCUCACGAAAUCACAGUUCUGACGAACCAGCCUCUUCGGCAGGUGCUCCAAAAGCCGGAAACAUCGGGCCGAUUGGUCAAAUGGGCAAUCGAGUUGGGAGAGUUUGACAUACAGUUCAAGCCAAGGCCUGCAGAAAAAGGCCAGGCCGUUGCCGACUUCAUCUCCGAGCUCACGCCGCCUGCUUUAUCGGAACCAUCAUCGCCGAGCGUCGUCCCUACCGCACCAGAGAAAAUGAAUACCGAACGUUUCGACACUUCUGUUCCCUCUCUGGAUCCUGCACGUGGACGGCUCGGCAAACCAGCAAGGCUGUGGUGCCGGCUUAGUGUUAACCACUCCGGACGGUAG
Molecule: messenger RNA, 819 nt
Organism: Prunus armeniaca (apricot)
Lineage: Eukaryota; Viridiplantae; Streptophyta; Magnoliopsida; Rosales; Rosaceae
Source: the annotation of a GenBank genome assembly